Branchiostoma belcheri (Belcher's lancelet) is the source of this 792-nucleotide messenger RNA. Its product is annotated as leucine-rich repeat-containing protein 15-like. Gene Ontology annotation, molecular function: protein binding. The record is from RefSeq and is a predicted model, not a curated record. Bases 1 to 792 code for a protein of 263 amino acids. Lineage: Eukaryota; Metazoa; Chordata; Leptocardii; Amphioxiformes; Branchiostomatidae. The transcript is spliced from 4 exons.
AUGGACACUGCACUGCGACACGUGCUGAUUUUCCUUCUGAUCAUCCUGAAGGCCGAGUCCAACAUGCCGGACGCUGACUGCAGCUGUAAACCAUCAUUACAUUGUAAACGCGCCAGCAUGGGCCUCACCAGCAUCCCGCAGAACCUCCCAACAUCCAUAUCCGGCUUAGACGUGCACAGCGCAUUUGAAAGUCUACCGCAGCUUCAAGAAUUGUACUUUAACAACAACCAGAUAAGGCAGAUUCGGGUAGAUAUAUUUCAAAAUAUCCCCGGACUAAGAUCUUUACACCUGCACAACAACAAGAUAAGAAUGAUUGAGGCACGACUACAACGAUUAACCCUGAACAACAACCAAAUAACACUGAUCAAGUCAGGCACCUUUGAAAAUCUACUCAAACUGUUCGAGUUGCGCCUGGGCCACAACCAGAUAGAAAUGAUUCAAGAAGAUUUGUUUCAAAACCUACCCGGACUAAAAACAUUAGACCUGUCCAACAACCAGCUAACAAUGAUUCAGAAGGGUACAUUUCAAAAUCUAGCGAAUCUGCAAAUUCUGGAUCUGUCCCAAAACCAGAUAAUAAUGAUUCAGAAGGGCACGUUUCAAAAUCAAGCGAAUCUGAAAAUUCUGGAUCUGUCCCAAAACCAGAUAACAAUGAUUCAAAAGGGUACAUUUCAAAAUCUAGCGAAUCUGCAAAUUCUGUAUCCGUCCCAAAACCAGAUGACAAUGAUUCAGAAGGGUUCAUUUCAAAAUCUGCGCGUCCUGCAGGCAACGGGAGCAGAGCAACACCAACACUAA